AUGGGAUUACAGAUUUUUUGCCCUUUUUUAAUACCUCUUGAAUAUAUUUGUAGAGUUGUUGCAAAAAAAACAAUUUUUAAAGUAUUCAUAUUAAGAUAUAUCACAACUAAGUGUAUCCCGCCCGAAGUCGAUGCAUCACCACGAAUUAAUAUAAUUCUUGUCAUUAGACGUCCGAUCGCAGCAACGUCUUCGCAUCAAGUGACAGUUGACAUUGACAGCUCGUUAAUGAUGGCUGACAGGAGGCGCCCUCUCCCGUCCAUCUUGCCAAUUUUGUUGUACGUUCUUGAACACGUCUCGAUGUCAACUUGGUAUAUUAAAUAUGUUUAA
Spodoptera littoralis (African cotton leafworm) is the source of this 327-nucleotide messenger RNA. Lineage: Eukaryota; Metazoa; Arthropoda; Insecta; Lepidoptera; Noctuidae. The record is from the annotation of a GenBank genome assembly.